UACCUUUCCAGCCCCAGUGAAACCCUAUGCCAACCACGAAGAAGAUGACAAAUGAGAGGGGACGCUGCAGUCAAUUAAAAGGCUUCACCACGAUUCUUUCGGUUUCCCCUUCAAGAGGAGUUGGGCCGAUCUCGAUGCCCGAGGAGGAUGUCCUUUCCUCUCACAACUCGAAAUUCCCAAACACAUAAAUAUCAUCCUAAACAAGGCAUCUUUCGAUUUCCAGGAUUUGAGGCAGGGGAAGUAAAGCUUUGAUCUUUUCAUUUUGCUUUAGUAGGUUGCCCGCUUAUUCCAUCGCAAGUUCGCAAUUGUGAGGAGCUUCUCCUUCUUGGGACGAAACGAAUUCCCUGUUUUUUUGGGAGAUUUAAGUGCAACGACUUGUAGCUUUCGUUGAUGAAUUGGCGAGUGGUUAGCCCUAGGAUGGGUUUUUACUGAUGACUGCGAUUUGUUUGAUGCUGGGGAUUUUUUGAUGAGGGUGAACACUUCUCAUUUCCACUGCCCGUCGUAUUGUUUCUCUAAGCCACCACCACCACCUCGACCACCGUCGCCACCGCCGCCGCCGACACCAUCCCCGCCUCCUCCUCCAGUUCAGUGCCAGCCUGAUGCUUUGCAAACCGAGGAUUCGGUUGGCCAUACGUCUUGUAAGUCUUCCCCAGGUCCUCUUGUAGUUGAGGGGAAGUUGUGUGGUGAGAAGGAGGAGAUUGGUGAAAAUGGCAUAGAUGGAAGGAAAAGGGAGUUUAUUCUUAAGAGCAGCCUGAAGAAGACUAGCACUUCAGCUUCGAAGGAUAUUGUGCGAGAAUGCGUCAAGUGGAUGGAUGACCUGGGGGAAGAGCUUGUGGAGAUCAGGGAGUUUGAACAAAUUGAAUCAGGAGAACUUGAUGAUGCAAUGAAAGAUCAUCCAACCUGCUCAUGCGUUAUUCUAUGAGCACAGUAACCGAUCUGGAGUUUUCUUUAAGGGCAUAUUUGCUAUGAAUUUGGUGGUUUGCUCAAGCUAAUAUUUCUAGCAACUUUCAAAGCAGCUGAACACUCCACCAUCGAACUGUCAAAGCAGAUGAAAGCCAUAACUGACUUCGAGGUUGAAUUAUUAUGCAUGAAAGGGGGGCUUUUGGAAAAAAAAUGAAAAUGUUGUUAAGGAUAGAUCAUACAUGAUUGCUGAUUGCCCCAACUGAGCUGAUGUUUUUUCUAUAUUUAUUUGAGAAAACUGCCGUGUAAUUGACUAUAUCCCAGUUUUUUUCUUUGAUUUUUGAGGAUAAUCAAUCUAUAGGUGCUCUGUAACUUUUCUAUUGUCAGGGGAUUGUAUUAUUUGUUUAUCAAUA
Messenger RNA from Phalaenopsis equestris, 1313 nucleotides. Its product is annotated as leiomodin-2-like. The record is from RefSeq and is a predicted model, not a curated record. NCBI's taxonomy places the organism in Eukaryota, Viridiplantae, Streptophyta, Magnoliopsida, Asparagales, Orchidaceae. Bases 467 to 922 code for a protein of 151 amino acids. The transcript is spliced from 4 exons.